Phytophthora sojae is the source of this 3387-nucleotide messenger RNA. RefSeq lists its product as hypothetical. Gene Ontology annotation, cellular component: exosome (RNase complex). Lineage: Eukaryota; Oomycota; Peronosporomycetes; Peronosporales; Peronosporaceae. The record is from RefSeq and is a predicted model, not a curated record. The transcript is spliced from 2 exons. Bases 1 to 3318 code for a protein of 1105 amino acids. Gene Ontology annotation, molecular function: 3'-5'-RNA exonuclease activity; RNA binding.
AUGGCGACGGCGUGGCAGCUCCAGGAGCAGGAGGAGGCUCGCCGGCUGCGCGCGCUCCUGCAGCAGCAGCAACAGGAGGAGGAAGAAACUCGCAACCUGCGCGUGGGGCUGCGUCAACAUGGAGCUCCGCGCUGGGAGGCGGUGCGCACCGACGCCUGCUUCGUGGAGCGCAGUCGGCGGCGCAAACCUGGCGCCAUGAAGGCGCAGGAGCGCUAUCUGCGCCGCGACGUGCACUGCGGCGUGGCCUCCUGCGCUGCGUGUCGACUCGCGCGCGCGUUGCUGCCGGCGCAGGUGCUGCCCCGAGCCAGCGACGGGGAGUACGUGGUGCCCGACGCCUUCAGCUUGCUGCAGUGCAUGGAGCUGCUGGAGGAGGAGGCGCUGUUCUGUCGCGCGGCGCCGCGCCUGCUGGUGCUGGAGAGUGCGCUGCACGCUGCAUUGAGACUGGCGCCCAGUCGCGACGCGUCGAGACUCAGGAAGUUCUUCAGAGGAGAAGACCAGCGCGCUGAAGGGGGCGUCAGCGUCUACCUGUUCCCGGAUCAGCACCACGUGGAGACCUUCGUGGAGCCAACGGCGAUGGACGAACUGCAGACGGUGAGAGAUGAUCGAGCUGUGUUGAAGUCGGUGGAGUGGUAUGUGACCCAGGGACACUUUCCACCUGAAGCGAGGGUGGUGUUCAUGACGAGAGAUGUCGAUGCGGCCGUGAGUGUGCAACUCGCUGCAGUGGUGAAUGCACAGGCGGUCACGUGCGAGGCGUUUCUGGAGGAGAGGCUGCCGAAACACUCGGCGGAUACAGCGUUCUUGCUGGAGCUCGCUGCCAAUACGGCUGAAGCUGUGAGGUACGAGGAGGCUCAGCGGCUUCCUGACGAGAACGGCAAUGUACUGAGCUCUCAAUCCGAGUUUGCGCCGCACUUGAAGCCUGCACAGCUGGAGGAAGCAUUGGCGCAACCAGCGUCUCGAGUGCUAGCUGGAAAACUUGAGGUGAGCACCCACAACCCAAUGGAAGCGUAUGUGUUGGUGGAAGGCCCGCAUGCAGUCGAGAAAGUGUUCGUCUUUGGACGAGCUGCAAUGAACCGUGGAGUGCAUGGAGAUCGUGUAGCUGUGGAGAUACUGCCGAAGGCGCACUGGCGCACCCCGCAGAGUGACCGUCUGCUGGUGCACUACACUCAAGAUGAGGAUGAACACCAACAUGAAUCUGAGUCAGAUGCUGACGAGCAAGUGCCAGGAGCGAUUCCUACUGGACAAGUUGUCGGCAUUAUCAGUCGCUCGCCGCGGUACCACGUUGCUACAGUUAUCGCUUCCACUGUAAAUGGAGGAGACGACUACGCACUUGCUGUGCCGAUGGAUGUGCGACUACCCAAGGUCCGUCUGCGUUCACAGCGACUUGAUGCGCUUCUGGACAAACGCCUGAAGGUCGUCAUUGAUAGCUGGGCUGCGGACAGCUCGUAUCCAAACGGACACUAUGUCGGAAUCCUCGGAGCCCCCGGAAGUUUGCAGACAGAACUCAGCGCUUUACUCGUGGACAACGAAGUGGAAGAAGCCCCGUUCAGUGAGGCAGCUCUAGCUUGUCUUCCAUCGAGUGACGAAUGCCCGAUCGACAUUGAAGGCGGUUGUGUGGCCGAAUGUUCAACAGCUAAAAGACCAGCCCGAUGUGGGCUGCUAAACUGGAAAGUUCCAGACGAAGAAGUUCCGCAUCGUCGUGAUCUGCGCAAGACGCACCGCGUUUUCAGUGUGGAUCCUCACGGCUGUCAGGAUAUCGAUGAUGCCAUGUCGAUUCAACGCUUGCCCAAUGGCAAUGUGGAGCUUGGUGUGCACAUCGCCGACGUGUCGUACUUCGUCAAACACGGCUCGGCGUUAGACCUAGAGGGCAGGCGUCGUGGUACAACAGUGUAUCUCGUGGGUCAGCGUCUUGAUAUGUUGCCUUCAGUACUCAGUGCCGAUUUGUGUUCUCUACACGAGAACCGCGAUCGCUUCGCUGUGAGUGUCAUGUGUGAGCUGGACGGUGAAACGUACGCGAUCAUCGAGAACUCCACGUGGUUUGGGCGUACAAUCAUCCGCAACUGUUCAUCAAUGACGUAUGAGCAAGCGCAUCGCCUCCUGCAGGGUGUUAAUGCCGAUGCUGACGACUCACCGCGGCGAGGGUCAGCCAGGUCACAACCACCGCCAAGUGAACAUGUGGAGGGUGUAGCCGGAGGUCGGAUUCCGAUGAAGCUUCAGCAGCUUAUUCGCGAAGACCUUCGCAUACUGACUGAUGUCGGUCGUCGGCUCGGUCGGACUCGUGGUUCUCAAGGUGGUUUGGAUCUGUCCAAGCAAGAAGAGGUUCGCUUUUCCCUGAACGUCUCGGAGCUUGGUCAAGAAGACGUGGAGAUUACAGUCAAAGAAAGCUUGGAGAUCCACGGUACCAUUGCCGAGCUCAUGAUCUUUGCGAAUUCGACUGUAGCUCGCAAACUCGUGGAGCGGUUUCCCACCCACGCACUGUUGCGUCGACACCCGCCUCCGUCCGGAGACCGAUUCACGCAGCUUGUUCAGCUUGCUAAAGCGCGCGACGUGGUCAUUGACGCUACCAACAACUUCACAUUGCAGCAGUCGCUCGCUGCAGCGGAACGUUCGGGGCGCAUGGACAGCAAGACGAUGUCCUUAUUGAAGUCUCUAGCCGUGCGCGUGAUGACUGAGGCCGAGUAUGUGAGCUCGGGUGCUGUGGCGGCCGUAGAUGCGGCGUCCUCGAACGGUGAUGUCACGCGGUUUGCACACUACGGCUUGGGUCUGCAAUACUACACGCAUUUCACGUCCCCGAUCCGUCGGUAUGCCGACGUUAUCGUCCAUCGUCAACUUCUCGCGGCGAUUGCAUCCCCAACGCCUCGUAACACUUCGGCAUUGCAGCGAACAGCAGUCAAGCCCUCGGCGCCAUUGGUGCUCCCCAAGGACGAGGACUUCCUUGACGACCUCAUCUCGUCGGUGGAUAGCCAGCUUCAAGUAUCUACUACGUCCCCAGCCAAGGAAGAAGCGGCUCCGGUCCUUGCCGACGAAGCUAUCGCUGAUGGAGAUAACCUUUUCCCGCCAGAGGAAUUGGUACCGCUGUCUCGACACCUCAACAAGAAGAACCGACAAGCGAAGUUAGCGGCACAUGCCUGUGACGAGUUGUUCUUGGCUCUGUACUUCAGCAGCCACACGGUGAAGGUCCCGGCGAUCAUCACAGCCCUCAAGCAGAACGGCUUCAUCGUACACGGAUCCCGCAACGGGAGCAUUUGCUGGUGCCGAGUGCAUUCGCCGAAUCCCUCAGGCUCGACUUGUCUGGGGCGACGCCGAGCGCGAGACGCUUGAAGUUGUUGCUCCCGACGAUAAGCACACAGUGUUCCGGAUACUGGAUGAGGUGGAAGUCCAAGUCUCGUG